AUGUCUUCAGCGGCUCAGGUACCUGCUAAGAAGCAGCAAGAUCUUCAAGUCACCUACUCCAACUACAAGAACACUCUUCAGCAAAUAGCUCAGAGAAUUGGUGACAUUGAGCAAGAAGCCGAGGAGCACAAGCUUGUUUUGGAGACACUAGAGCCCCUUUCAGAAGACAGAAAGUGUUUCCGUCUCAUCAACGGUGUGCUUGUUGAGAGGACGGUCAAGGAUGUAGUACCAGCCCUCAAGACCAACCAAGAAGGGCUUCGCAAGGUGCUGGACGACUUGGUAAAGCAAUACAAGACGAAGCAGGAUGAUCUUGAGAAGUGGAAGAAGAAGAACAAUGUGCAGGUUGUACAGCAAUAA
Molecule: messenger RNA, 357 nt
Organism: Fusarium mangiferae
Lineage: Eukaryota; Fungi; Ascomycota; Sordariomycetes; Hypocreales; Nectriaceae
Exons: 4
Coding region: 1-357 (118 amino acids)
Biological process (GO): protein folding
Cellular component (GO): cytoplasm; prefoldin complex
Molecular function (GO): protein folding chaperone
Source: RefSeq, a predicted model, not a curated record